Molecule: messenger RNA, 2715 nt
Organism: Saccharomyces eubayanus
Lineage: Eukaryota; Fungi; Ascomycota; Saccharomycetes; Saccharomycetales; Saccharomycetaceae
Gene: EMW1
Product: tetratricopeptide repeat-containing protein EMW1
Exons: 1
Coding region: 1-2715 (904 amino acids)
Molecular function (GO): protein binding
Source: RefSeq, a predicted model, not a curated record
AUGGACACGCUAUUGCAUGUAAAGAUACUUCUGGUAGAGGAAGUGGAAUCGUUGAAGAUAUGUUCUUUGGACCAGAAAUACGUGAGCACGGCUGUGCAUAUAAUCAAUGGUGAAUCCUUCCAGCUCGUGCAGCAGUUUAUAGACCAGUUCAAGGGAAAAGUGAAUAUCACAGGGGAAAUAUCUACAUCUAGUGUUAUUGCAGCUCUAAGUGAUUUCCUUACGCUUGAAAUUGUCAAAGAAGGUCAAGAAAACGAAAUGCUUUUUAUGGCCAUUGCUCUUUUGCAGACCUUCAUUCAAAAUAACUAUACAGGCCCAGCAGCAAAGUUGAGGACAGUUUCGGGGUUGUUUAACGUUACUGGAUCUGAAAUAGGUGCCAUCAAUAAAGCUCUUACCCAUUCACUAGCUAUAUUGGGCCAACCUGCUUACGAAUUAAUGGAUGAUCCAUUGUACUUAGUUCUUUCGCUUUUAUUAUUGGAGCAAAUUACUGGUCAAGCUAGUUUAUUCGAUAUUUCGCAGGAUCAAGAGGUGCCGCUACCUGUUAUUUCUGCCGAGUCUACACCCGGAUUGUUGGCUGUGGCUAAUUGGUGGAGAGCGAGAGCUCUUUUGACGCACUUGUCAUUGAUUCCGGAACCUUCUGGGUUUCAACCUAGUAUUGUCGCAUCAAUAUACCAAUCUAUAGAUUUAGUGCAUGCUAUCGUUAAGGACUUACCAGAAAACUGUAACGAAGAUUUAAAGAGACAACUCUAUGCGAUGUAUUACUUGGAACAUGUCAAAUGUUCAUUAGCUAUCAAUACAGAACAUCUUUGUUUGUCCUCCUUGACCAAAGUAAAAAAGCUGACGGAUUUUCAAUUUGUUAUGACAGGAGCUCGUGCUACGAGGACCAGGUUUCAGCAAAAGGCUCAUGCAGGUUUGAUUAUUCUUGCCAAAUCGUCUACGUUUCAGAAAUUUGCUAUAAACACAAAAUCUGCCUCACCGGAAACAUUCGCCUUGGAGUCUGAUUUGCUAUUAGAGAAGCCGCAUUUCGAAUCCGUUGCUGAUGAACCUUUAGAUGAACAAAUUUAUAGCAAAAGACCAAGACUGGACCUCGAUUCUGGCUAUGAAGAAGAUAAACUAUUACCGUUGGCGCUACGCCAAGAGAACAUUCCUAAGUCGUUGAUGGAGUUGGAUCCUAAUAACCAACCAGCUUUAUCCGAUUAUGACAAUAUUCAACUACUAUUACGUCUUCACACUAUUAAGAACACCACCCCAGCUAAAGAUCCGCUUGUAGAAGAAGAACUUACGGCUCUACUUUCUAGGAUUUUGUAUCAAGAUGGUGACAAGAAUUGGUCGGUUUUCGCCCGUUCAUUGUGGGAAAGAUCCAUUCUUGAAACAACAAAGGCUAAAACUAUUGAAAGAGGUCUUUUACAAAUGCAAUCUCUGGUGGAGGAGCUGGAUUUAAAAAUUCAAAGUAAAUUGAUUCCAAGCUCAGAUGAAAUUAAUGUGGCCGGUAGAUUAUCUUAUAUACAUCAGCUGCCAUUUAUCCCUAGGUGGGAAUUAGAUUCUACUUUAGCUGAAAAGUACAUGUCGUUGGGUAUUUUGAAAUCUGCUGUGGAAAUAUACGAAAGACUGGGUAUGGCAUGUGAAACUGCGUUAUGUUAUGCUGCUGUAGGGGACGAAAAAAAGGCAGAAGAAAUUCUUUUACAAAGAAUAGAGGAAAACGAAUUGGAUGCCAGAGCCUAUUCAAUCAUGGGUGAUAUAAAGCAAGAUCCAUCUCUGUGGGAAAAAAGUUGGGAAAUAGGCAAAUACGUUAAUGCGAAGAACUCUCUUGCCAAAUAUUACUUUAACCCUCCCGCUAAGUCUGGAAUACAACCAAAUUAUUCUGCUACUUUGAAACAUUUAAACGAUUCAUUAAGACAGUACCCACUAAGCUUUGAAACAUGGUAUUUUUACGGCUGUGUUGGUUUACAGUGUGGUAAGAUGGAACUAGCUGCUGAAGCAUUUUCCAGGUGCGUUUCGUUAGAUCCUCACCAUGCCCUGUCAUGGUCCAACUUAAGUGCUGCGUACAUGAAAUUGGAUAAAUUGAAAGAAGCGUUUAGCUGUCUGAAGAGAGCUGUUGCAUCUGACGCACAAAAGAAUUGGAAAAUUUGGGAAAACUACAUGCUUGUUGCUGUUAAAUUAAAUGAGUGGGAAGAUGUCCUAGUGGCAUGCAAACAAUUGGUUAGUAUCAGAAGAGAUAAAUCUGGCGAAGGCUCUAUUGACUUACCUAUCAUUGAGAAAUUAGUGGAAUUAUUGGUAACUAGCGAAUAUUCAGAAGAUGCAGAAAAACUAUCUUACUUCCAAAAAAGCUGUACGGAAUUCAUAUGUGUCACUUUACCUCAAGUGAUUACUACGAGUGCAAGAUGCUGGAGAAUAGUUGCUAGAGUAGAACUUUGGAGGAAGAGACCAUGGGCCGCAUUAGAAUGCCACGAGAGAGCUUACAGAGCCAUUUCACAUAAUCCCGAUUUGGAAAUCGACGAAAAAGCCUGGGAUGAUACAGUAGACGCUUGUGAAGACUUGGUCGCUGCAUAUGAAUCUCUCGGUGAAAUGCAAGGUAAAUAUGGGCCCGACAGUUUGGUGUGCAAAGAUUGGAAAUACAAGUGUAGAUCAACUAUCAAGGCACUAAUGAGUAAAGGCAAAGGUAGGUGGGAUGACUCCCUUGGUUGGGAUAGAUUAAUCGAAGCCAGAAGUCAAAUAUGA